CUACUGACAACUCUUGGAAAGUACGUACUUAUUAAAUUAGGGAGUACCAGAAAAAGCUCAAAAGUUGCUGCCAACAGAUUCACUGUGAAUCUGAAAUUCCUCUUUCUCGAACCAGGAUAUCUUUCAGUGUCUUUGCAGAGCUCUUAAUAUCGUUGAAUAUAUUCAUACACAAUGGGGAAUCAAGAGUCUGCCUUAAAUGACGCUCACAGUGAUUAUUAUCACCACAGCCCAGAACAUGUAAGAAAUCAAAUUGGCUCCAAUCCUCAACAUCAACCUACGACUUAUGCAGAAAGCUCCACGGAUUCUAAUUAUCGAGCUCAAGUUACAUCACAUGACGGAGGAUCAGAUAGAGCGAACUAUCAAAGGAACCAGCAAGCCUCUUACAUAGCUGAUAACUAUAACUCUUUGGAUGAGGUUAUUACCGCAUUGCGAGAAGCAGGCCUUGAAUCGUCAAACUUGAUUCUUGGCAUUGAUUUCACCAAAAGCAAUGAGUGGGCAGGAAAACAUUCAUUCAACAGAAGAAGCCUCCACUCAGUUGGUCACACAGCUAACCCAUACGAGCAAGCCAUCUCUAUAAUUGGGCGAACUUUGUCUCCUUUUGAUGAGGACAACUUGAUACCUUGUUUUGGAUUUGGUGAUGCAACCACACACGAUCAGCAUGUGUUUAGCUUUUACCCUGAUCAUCGCCCUUGCCAUGGAUUUGAGGAAGCUCUUGCAAGAUAUAAGGAAAUUCUUCCUUAUCUGAUAUUAUCAGGUCCAACUUCAUUUGCCCCAAUAGUCAACACUGCAAUAGAUAUAGUGGAAGCAAAUAAUGGGCAGUACCAUGUCCUUGUCAUUGUUGCAGAUGGACAGGUAACAAGGAGCACUGACACUCCAUCUGGAAGCCUUAGCCCUCAAGAACAGGCUACUGUAAAUUCUAUUGUUGCUGCUAGUGAAUAUCCUCUUUCAAUUAUUCUGGUCGGUGUUGGAGAUGGCCCGUGGGAUGAAAUGCAACGGUUUGAUGAUAACAUUCCCCAACGGGCAUUUGAUAACUUCCAGUUCGUCAAUUUUACAAAAAUCAUGUCUGAGCGUUCAGCGAAGGAAAAGAAGGAAGCAACCUUUGCUCUUGCCGCACUCAUGGAAAUUCCAAUUCAGUACCGAGCCACUCAAAGGCUUCAAUUCAGAGAAAGCAAAAGAGGCCCUCGUACAAGGCCACUUCCUCCUCCUCGUGAAGUAAUUGAUCAUGACAGUGCAGUCAAAUCAUUGCCGCAUCCGACAAGCUAUGAACCUGUUGACUCUGGAGCUGCAGAAAGAGAUUGUCCCAUUUGCUUGACAAACCCAAAGGACAUGACUUUUGGAUGUGGUCAUCUGCAUUUGAAUUUUAGAUUACCUACAGCUCUUACUCAUGACGGAGAAAUGGCUAUCAAAAUUCUUGCCUUGCGUUUUUUGAAUCAGACAUGCAAGGAGUGUGGUGUCACAAUAACAACAUGUCCUUUAUGCCGGGAGCCCAUUACAACUCGCAUAAGACUGUACGGCUAGAUGCACAGAACUAUCUCCUGAACUAUCUAAACUCCGCAGUUUCUCCACGAUGUCAACUAAAGAUGAUAUUCCGGAGGUGUAAACUUUCCUUGUUCCUUGAAGAAGAGCUUCCUCAGUUUGUCGUCAUACCACAGCUGAUGUGAAAUAUAUCAAAACUAUAAAUGAGCUGUAACCUAUGUAUAGCUUAUCUAGAAUUCUUCAACUGUCCUAUUUAUUGUUUAUGCACAUUUUUAGUACCUACUUAGCAAAAUGUAUAUAACUACAUGUAUGAGAGACUUCUAUGUUGAGUCAGUUCACAGCAGUGUAAGUUCAUUCCGUAGAUUGACCAAA
This is a messenger RNA of Nicotiana tabacum (common tobacco), 1848 nucleotides long. Its product is annotated as E3 ubiquitin-protein ligase RGLG3. Gene Ontology annotation, molecular function: ubiquitin-protein transferase activity. The record is from RefSeq and is a predicted model, not a curated record. Lineage: Eukaryota; Viridiplantae; Streptophyta; Magnoliopsida; Solanales; Solanaceae. Gene Ontology annotation, biological process: protein ubiquitination. Gene Ontology annotation, cellular component: nucleus.